Aplosporella prunicola CBS 121167 is the source of this 615-nucleotide messenger RNA. RefSeq lists its product as uncharacterized. Lineage: Eukaryota; Fungi; Ascomycota; Dothideomycetes; Botryosphaeriales; Aplosporellaceae. The record is from RefSeq and is a predicted model, not a curated record. The transcript has 2 exons. Bases 19 to 579 code for a protein of 186 amino acids.
GCACAAACUCUUCCGUCAAUGAGCACCGUAGCCUGGGUCGAGGCAAUCUUCAUCGUUGUCGGCGCGCUGCUUUGUUUCCGCGUUUUCGACGACCACCCCCGUGCCGACGACGAGACGUACGGGACCCACCCGCACACGCAGUACGCCCCAAGGUAUAUUUCGAAAAAGGCUCAGAGCAUGGACGUCCCCCUCUGCCUCGCCCCUACCGACUGCUGCCCCACCGACUGCUUCUCGACCGACUGCCUUCCUCCCGACUUCUUCAGCACGGCCUUCUCCACGCGCACGUCGAGCGCGACAACCUCUGCUGGUAGCGGCAUCAUCGCUCAGCUUUCUGCUCGCCCUGCCCAAACCUUCACCUGCCCAGUGUGCUUCCAGACCUCCCUACCGCACGUUUCUCCCUAUCUGUGGGAACUGUUCUUUGGUCUCGGCAGACGCGCUUCGCUGUACUUGACGUGCGGAGCCAUACGUCGACGCGCUACUGCUACGAUCCAGAAAAAGGAGGACGGAGCUUCUGGGGCGGCAGCAGUGGAUGUUGAGGAAUCACUUGCAGUGGGAUUAGCUGAGCGAGAAGGCGAGUAAGCCGCGGGCAAGCCGAGAAAAGAAGAUAAGACGCCG